Saccharomyces eubayanus is the source of this 462-nucleotide messenger RNA. It is a transcript of the gene HCH1, whose product is annotated as Hch1p. Gene Ontology annotation, biological process: protein folding; positive regulation of ATP-dependent activity. Gene Ontology annotation, molecular function: protein-folding chaperone binding; ATPase activator activity. Lineage: Eukaryota; Fungi; Ascomycota; Saccharomycetes; Saccharomycetales; Saccharomycetaceae. Bases 1 to 462 code for a protein of 153 amino acids. The transcript has a single exon. The record is from RefSeq and is a predicted model, not a curated record. Gene Ontology annotation, cellular component: cytosol.
AUGGUUGUCUUGAAUCCGAACAACUGGCAUUGGGUAGAUAAAAAUACCUUACCUUGGUCCAAGGACUACUUGAACGGUAAAUUGACGAGUCUAUCCACUGUCUGCUCAGAUGGGAAGAGCAAGAUCGAGUUGACUCAAGUCAGUAGCAUCACCGGUGACUCCAACGUUUCUCAAAGAAAGGGCAAGCCGAUCUGCUACUUCGACCUUCAGUUAUCGAUGAGCGUCAAAGUGACAAACUUAGAUACUGACGAGAACAACGAAGACGAUGACGGCGUACUUGCGGACGGAAAACUGGAGAUUCCAGAGUUCAUGCAUGACGAAUCUGAUUUCCCUAUCCUGUCGCAAGGUUUUGACGCGUUUGAUGGAUUGGUUAGAUCUGAAUUUGUCCCUAAAGUAUUGGAGACGCUACUAAUGUACCAAGACGACUUGAUCAAAGAGCAUUCCAAGGACGUACAAAUCUGA